AUGGCAAUGCUGGUGGUCCUGUCAUCUGGCGGCGCGGCCAAUGCAUUGGUUUCCACCAGUACGACAUCCAGAACCUCCAACGUUCGGACUUUGUCUGUCCUGGGGGCUUAUCCUGGUUUCCAGAACCACAAUAGCGGCCAAUAUCCCUCUCACGAUCAGCAGUACUCCUACCCGGUGCAGUAUCAGCAGCAGCAGUACCAACAGCAACAGUACCAACAACAGCAGUACCAACAACAGGAGUACACCUUUGAUACACAAGCCAUGCUGCACAUCAUUCGAGAAUUGGAUUUCCAACUGACUCAAUAUCAAGAAGCCAAGUUGCAUGCUCUGCAAUGUCUGAACGAGUUGCUUCAGCAACUCAUUGCCCUUCAGAGAGAAACCAUUACAGAAUACAACCAACAAGCAGCUCGAGAGAUGCUUCUACAAGCCGUGGAGUACAUUGAAUCGAUCGAGCGCGAAUAUCUCAAUUUGAAGCAAUCGCAUGCCGCCACAGCGGCAGCAGCAGUGGACACACCCAUGACAACAGAGGAACAGCAGGCACUGUAUAACUACUAUCACCAUCAACCACAACAACCAGCGCAACACGACACUGCAUUCCAUCCGAUGCAGCAACAGCAACAACAGCAAGAAGCAGAGGAAGAGUCCUUACAGCAAAAGCUAUCGGCCAAAGUCCCCAACCGGGUGUACCGCUACGCACGUCCCAUGAAACCCAUGAGCAAUCCCGGCUUGCCCAACUACAUGGGGGAUACCGUCUAUGCCAAUCUCAAGGCGGCGCAACCCAUCCUGACGGCCGAAUUCGAAAAGAUGGUCAAUUCCAUUGCGAGCAAUCCAUCCGCCUUGAUUACCCUAAAGAAAAAUCAACCCGUCUUUGUGGCCGAGUACGAACAAUUGCUCUACAAUCUCAAACAGAAUCAACCCAUGCUGACCACCGAACUGACGCAAAUGAUUACCGAUGUCAAAUCCAUUCUCGUGACGUUGGUGGACGGGAGCAUUAUUGGUGGAGGAGGUCUCUUUUGA
Messenger RNA from Seminavis robusta, 1017 nucleotides. Lineage: Eukaryota; Bacillariophyta; Bacillariophyceae; Naviculales; Naviculaceae. The record is from the annotation of a GenBank genome assembly.